CCAAAAUCGAGCAGAGGCUAGGUCGGGGCGUGAGCGUCAAAUCUACAUAUCCUCUCUCUCUCUCUCUCACAUCCAUAGAUUCGAUUCAAUCGCCGAUCAUUUCUGCUCCUUCAAUCUCUCAUUCUCAAUAAUGCUCCCUGAUUUUCGAGGAUUGGCUUUGAGCUGCCAAGAAAUGGAUGGGGAUGCAUUUUCUGGGGCACAGAUAGAUGGGAGGGUAUUGCAGACAUUUCAGAAAAGCUUUGUGCAAGUUCAAAAUAUUUUGGAUCAUAAUAGGCUGCUGAUUAGUGAAAUUAAUCAGAACCAUGAGUCCAAAAGCCCGGAUAAUUUGACCCGAAACGUUGGUCUGAUUAAGGAGCUAAACAACAACAUCAGAAAGGUCGUCGAUCUCUACGCUGAUCUAUCGACCUCCUUCGCUAAAUCCAUGGAUGCUUCUUCCGAAGGCGACUCUACCGGUCACAAGAGGCACAGGCCUUACUAGAAUGGCAAGACUUCAUUUUUCAUGGGAAAAGAAAUCAUAGAUAUUUGUAGUGAGAUCAAUUCUUUGUCCUAAUUAAUGUCACUGCUAGAAAUAAUUCUUCAAACAAAAGGGAAAAAACUCUGCUGUUGUUAAUGUGUAUGCAGAUGUAUGUACUUGGAGGAAGAAUGUUUGUAACUUUGUAUUUUCUGAUCUCCUGUUCUGAUUGUUCUUAUGCUGGACAACUUAUUGUCAUUAGUAAAACUAGAAUUUUCACCCCGGCGUUGCACGGGAUGAGAUCGAAUUCAUAAUUAUUAAUUAAAUUCUUUAAAUGAUAUAUAACUAUAAU
Molecule: messenger RNA, 803 nt
Organism: Cuscuta europaea
Lineage: Eukaryota; Viridiplantae; Streptophyta; Magnoliopsida; Solanales; Convolvulaceae
Source: the annotation of a GenBank genome assembly